ACUUUAAUUUGUGGAGGUGACGGAGUGAUGACCCAGAGCAACGCUAUUGAAAGAACUCAUUGCUCACAUCUGAGAGGAGAAGGAAUGUCAUGUCACGCUGAGCCACAUCAGGAACCCCAGACUCCUGGGAGAGUUGGCUCUCAAGGUUCUGAUUUAGAUUCAUCUGCAACUCCUAUAAACACAGUGGAUAUCAAUAAUGAAAGCUCUUCAGAGGGCUUCAUAUGUCCCCAGUGUAUGAAAUCUCUUGGAUCUGCUGAUGAGCUUUUCAAACACUACCAGGCAGUGCACGAUGCUGGCAAUGAUUCAAGCCAUGGAGAGGCUGAGCUUGCUCUGAAACGAGACGACAUAACACUGCUCCGGCAAGAAGUCCAAGACCUACAGGCUUCGCUUAAGGAAGAAAAAUGGUACUCAGAAGAAUUAAAGAAAGAAUUAGAAAAAUAUCAAGGGCUGCAGCAACAAGAGGCUAAACCUGAUGGUUUGGUGCCUGAUUCAUCAGCAGAACUACAGUCUUUGGAACAACAGUUAGAGGAAGCUCAGACAGAAAAUUUUAAUAUUAAGCAAAUGAAAGAUUUAUUUGAACAGAAAGCAGCCCAACUUGCUACUGAAAUUGCAGAUGUUAAGUCAAAGUAUGAUGAAGAAAGGAGUCUUCGGGAAGCUGCUGAACAGAAGGUGACACAUUUGACAGAUGAAUUAAACACAGGAGCAGCCGUCAUUCAAGAUCUGAAGACUGAACUGCUUCAGAGACCUGGUAUAGAAGAUGUUGCUGUGCUAAAGAAAGAACUGGUCCAAGUUCAAACACUAAUGGAUAAUAUGACCUUGGAGCGUGAGAGAGAAUCUGAAAAACUCAAAGAUGAGUGCAAAAAGUUACAGACCGAAUAUGCUAACUCAGAGGCCACAAUAAGCCAGCUAAAGAUUGAACUUGCCAAAGGCCCUCAGGAAGUUGCUGUAUAUGUGCAGGAACUACAAAAGCUUCAAAGUUCACUUAAUGAAUUAACACACAAAAAUCAGAACUUGACGGAAAAAUUGCUGAAGAGAGAACUGGAGUAUACCCAGUUAGAGGAAAAGCACAACGAAGAGUCUGUGAGUAAAAAGAAUAUGCAAGUCAGCCUUCAUCAGAAGGACCUCGACUGUCAGCAGCUGCAGUCCCGGCUGUCUGCCUCUGAGACCUCUCUGCAGAGGAUGCAGGCAGAGCUAAGUGAGAAAGGAGAGGCGAGCCAGAAGCUCAAGGAAGAGUUGUCUGAGCUGGAGACCAGACACCAGCAUCUAAAGGCAGAGUUCAAGCAGCUGCAGCAACAAAGAGAAGAAAAGGAGCAGCACGGGCUACAGCUGCAGAGUGAGAUCCAUCAAUUGCAUAGCAAACUUUUAGAGACUGAGCGCCAGCUAGGAGAAGCUCAUGGUCGGCUGAAGGAGCAGAGACAGCUUUCAAGUGAAAAACUGAUGGAUAGAGAGCAACAAGUAGCUGACUUACAACUCAGACUUUCUCGUUUGGAAGAACAGUUGAAGGAAAAAGUAACAAAUUUCACAGAGUUGCAGCAUCAAUUAGAUAAAACAAAACAACAGCAUCAGGAACAACAAGCUCUUCAACAAAGCACUACAGCAAAGCUACGGGAAGCUCAGAAUGAUUUGGAACAAGUCCUGCGUCAAAUUGGUGAUAAGGACCAAAAGAUCCAGAACCUCGAAGCCUUGUUACAGAAGAGUAAAGAAAGCAUUUCAUUGCUAGAAAAGGAAAGAGAGGAUCUUUAUGCCAAAAUCCAGGCUGGUGAAGGAGAGACUGCUGUUCUUAACCAGUUGCAAGAAAAAAAUCAUACACUACAGGAGCAAGUAACUCAAUUAACAGAGAAGCUGAAGAAUCAGUCAGAAAGUCAUAAGCAAGCCCAGGAGAAUUUACAUGACCAGGUCCAGGAGCAGAAGGCGCACCUCAGAGCUGCACAAGACCGCGUCCUUUCCCUUGAAACCAGUGUCAGUGAAUUAAGUAGUCAGUUAAAUGAAAGCAAGGAGAAGGUCUCCCAGCUUGACAUACAGAUUAAAGCCAAAACCGAAUUAUUGCUAUCAGCAGAAGCAGCAAAGACUGCUCAAAGAGCAGAUCUUCAAAACCACUUGGACACAGCUCAGAAUGCAUUACAAGAUAAACAGCAGGAGUUAAAUAAAAUCAUUACACAGUUGGAUCAGGUCACUGCAAAGUUGCAAGAUAAGCAGGAGCAUUGCAGUCAGUUGGAAAGUCAUCUUAAAGAAUAUAAAGAGAAACAUCUUUCUUUAGAACAAAAAACUGAAGAGCUAGAAGGUCAAAUUAAGAAAAUAGAAGCUGAAACUCUUGAAGUUAAAGCAAGCAAGGAGCAAAGCUUGCAGGACCUCCAGCAGCAAAGAAAGCUGAACACAGAUUUAGAACUUAGGACCACAGAACUGAGUAAACAACUUGAAAUGGAGAAAGAAAUAGUAUCCAGCACAAAAUUGGAUCUACAGAAAAAAUCUGAAACCCUUGAAACUACUAAGCAAAUGCUUACCAGACAAGAGAAAGAAAAUGCUGUCCUGAAACAAGAAAUUGCAAAGUUAAGUCAAGAUGCAAAGAUGCAGCAAGAGGAAUUGAAUAAUAGAAUUCAAACAGCAGAAACAGAACUAAAGGAAGUAAAAAUGGAAAAAGAAACGCUAAAGACAGAACUUUCUACAGCAAAAGACAAGCUAUCAAAAGUAUCUGAUUCUUUGAAAAACUCCAGAAGUGAAUUUGAAAAGGAGAACCAGAAAGGAAAAGCUGCUAUAUUAGAUUUGGAAAAAACUUGCAAAGAAUUAAAGCAUCAACUUCAAAUACAGACAGAAACCACACAGAAGGAACAGAACGAAAUGAAGAAGUCACUUGAGAAAGAGAAGGAGGCUUCUCAUCAGUUGGCUUUGGAACUCAGUUCAAUUAAGGAACAAGUUACACAGGCCCAACAUACUUUAAAACAAAAAGAAAAAGAACAGCAACAACUUCAAGGGAACAUAAAAGAGCAAAAGCAAUUGACUGAACAGAGGAAAAAGCAAAUAGAAGCACUCCAAGGAGAAGUUAAGACUGCCCUUUCACAGAAGGCAGAGCUUGAGAAUAAACUACAGCAACAGUCAGCGCAGGCAGCCCAGGAGCUCGCGGCAGAGAAGGAGAAGGUAUCAGGGUUGCAGAAUACCUAUGAAAAGUGCCAGGAAAAUCUAAAACAGCUUCAGUCUGACUUCUAUGGGAAGGAGUCUGAACUUCUAGCCACAAGGCAAGAUCUUAAGUCUGUAGAAGAGAAGCUUUCUCUAGCACAGGAGGACUUGAUUUCAAACAGAAAUCAAAUUGGAAACCAAAAUAAAUUGAUUCAAGAACUAAAGACUGCCAAAACUACCUUGGAGCAGGAUUUGGCGAAGAAAGAUCAGCAGUUGAAGGAACAGAGUAAAACACUUCAAGAUAUGCAGAAAGAGAAGUCAAUGAAAGAAAAAGAACUAGUAAAUGAAAAAUCUAAAUUGGCAGAGAUAGAGGAAAUUAAGUGUAGACAAGAAAAAGAAAUCACCAAAUUAACUGAAGAACUGAAGUCCCACAAACAAGAAAGUAUGAAGGAGAUAACAAAUCUCAAGGAUUCUAAACAGCUUUUGAUUCAACAGAAGUUAGAACUUCAAGGAAAAGUAGAUUCCCUGAAGGCAGCCCUUGAGCAGGAGAAGAGAAACCAGCAGAUGCUGAAGGAGCAGCUGAAAAAGGAAGAAGAUGAACUAAAGAAAGAAUUUAGUGAGAAAGAAGCGAAACUGCAUUCCGAAAUAAAAGAAAAGGAAGCAGGAAUGAAGAAACAUGAAGAAAACGAGGCUAAAUUUACCAUGCAGAUCACGGCGCUGAAUGAAAAUUUAGGCACUGUCAAGAAGGAGUGGCAGUCUAGUCAGCGGAGAGUUAGUGAGCUUGAGAAGCAAACGGAUGACUUACGGGGUGAAAUCGCAGUCUUGGAGGCCACGGUUCAGAAUAACCAGGAUGAAAGGAGAGCCCUUCUGGAAAGAUGUCUUAAAGGAGAAGGUGAAAUAGAAAAGCUUCAGACCAAAGUACUAGAGUUGCAAAGAAAGCUGGAUAAUACAACCGCAGCAGUGCAAGAGCUGGGCAGGGAAAACCAGUCCCUACAGAUCAAACAUACACAGGCGCUGAAUAGAAAGUGGGCUGAGGACAACGAAGUGCAAAACUGCAUGGCCUGCGGGAAAGGCUUCUCAGUCACCGUGAGGCGGCAUCAUUGCCGACAGUGUGGAAACAUCUUCUGUGCUGAGUGCUCAGCCAAGAAUGCCUUAACGCCUUCCUCCAAGAAGCCCGUCCGCGUGUGCGAUGCGUGUUUCAAUGACCUGCAGGGAUGACGGGUCGGCGCAGCGUCACAGCUGCAUCACACUACGGGAGAUUUUUAAUACGUGCGUUUAGUAGAGGUCGUGGACUGUUUGGUUUGGACUCUGGCAAUUCUAGACCAAAUUAGAGUUCAUAUAUUUUGGAAUGUGAUCAGUAUCAAGUAAAAGUCUUCUAUUUUUGUGAGACUUGGAUUCAUCUUCAUUAUCUUUUUCCAUGUAACCCCUGGGAUAGCUUUCAUGCCAACUUUAGACUUAGUCAAUGAAAUGUAAAUAAACUUUGGACAGAAAAUAGCAAUGUAUUUUUUUAAAUAUAAUUUCAUGGUUCACAAAUGAUGACUAUAAUUCCCUAGCUUACUUGUCUCUCCCAGAUUACAUGCACACAAACGCGCAUGGGUGAUGUCAUCACUUGCUUUUGUUGCACAGUGACAUUAAUUGUAUUACAUAUUCUCUCCGUGGGAUCACCCACAGGACUGUAACACGUUUUCUCUUCCGUAUAGGUCUGUAGUUCAGUUACAUUGUUUUGUUACAGAUUUACUACUUGGGUAUUCUAAAUACAGUGUAUGUUAAAAUAUAUAUUAAUAAUGAAUUCAAACAAGACUUUUGUUUUAACAGUAUUGAUUAAAUUCUCUAGUAGGUUUUAUAAAACCCUCUAUAAAAUCAAUUUGCUUACUUUGUGGUAAUCCUGGGUUAUGUUUCAGAGAUUAGGGUUGAUUUUUCUUUUUCUUUGUGCCUUUUUUAUCUCAAUUUUAAACUUCCACAUAUUGUCCAUUAAAAAAUCCUAUGAAACCCCUUACCCUCUCAGGUGGAGGAUGAAGAAUAGAAACUGUAUAGUGGUCCUGUUCUUCCUUUCUUGUUAGUGGUAAGUCUGAGAUUAGCCUUCAGAUUAUAACCUUAACCUCUAUCUUUGUCCAGCACCUCCAGGAAUCUGAAUUUGCUUUUUUAAAGGAUCUGCCUCUUGUCCUUGACUUGGUUCGACCUUUGAGCAGUGAAGCAUAGCUCAGCUUCACUGUAAUUGUUUUUAUAAAUUUGCACCUUAAAGAUAGUAACUUAUAUUGCUAUAGUCUUAUCUGUGAAAACAAAAUAUAAAAUGGUAAGGAAAGAUGAAAUAUUCUACUUUAUAUUUUAUUUUUACCUAAUAGCAUUUUAGAAAACUGUUAAAAUUGACUUACUCUUAAAAUGGUUCUAGGUUGGAGUUCCAUAUUAACUGGAAAUGUUAUCUGCAAAAAUAAUGCUUGACAUUACCUUUAAGUAACAGCUAGAGAAUAGAGUAUCACUUCAGAGAGAUGUACUUAGGAACGCUGAUAUUACAAUAAACACUGAAACAGAAUUGCCAAGCACCUUAAGGAUAAUUAAGAAUUAACCUAUUUGUAUGGUGAACAAUGAAAUUGAAUUUUAAUGUUUCGUCUUUUUAAUUUGAAAAACUGGAAAACAUCUGAAAGCAGAAUUCACUAAUUUUAAUUUAUUAUCUUUCUAGAGAAGAAAUGUUAAAGAAAUACAUUCAUUCAGUGCAGCCAUUUAACAAUAGUAGAGAAGGGUGAGCGUUAAUGUUUCAUUUACAGUAAUUUAUAAUACUUGCUUUCAAAUGCCACACUGAAAUGAAAUUAUCACACUUACAUAAUAUCUAGAACAUAGAUAAACGGGAAGAUUGCCACAUACUCGUUUAUGUUAAAAGUAAGCCCUGUUGUCAGUAGCUGUUAAGGACAUUGAUUAAGUCCGUGGACUUGGAUAAACAUAUAUCCUUGAGCAUAAGUAAUAAAUAAGUGCAAUCGCUAUUAAAAUAAUACUUGGAUAAUAUAAACUGAGCUAUUCAUGGAAUUUUCUAUCCCCAUAAGUCCUUUCAAAUAGUAUUAAUUGAUACUUUUACAUUCAAGUAACUUACUGAACUUAGAAAAACACAGUCACAGCACCAUUUUUUGGUUUGUUUGAAGGUAAGAGAGCUUUAGGAGAGUUCUGGGCAGGAAUGUUGUUUUGCUUCAUCUCCUCGUGGGAUGCAUUGUAGUCUGCUCCCCCCCCAACCCCCGCACACGUUCACAAAAACAUUGUGAAGACAACAGAUAAAACCACGAUUGAACUGUUCGUCUCAUUUUUGUCUAAUCUCAUUUCAUAGCUCCCAAGUAACCUACCUACCACUGGCUACUAUAUGGAUAAAAUAAAUGAAACCAGUUUUGCUUGUAGCUUCCCAAUUGAAUGUGUUUUGAAAGUAAACCUUAGUGUUGUUUUCCCCUAUAAUUAAACAGUCCUCUUCUGAGUUCUUAUUGGCUCUACAUUUCAGGUGUUUGCUGGUACUAUUAUUAUCUUGUCGGAGAGACAGAGCUGGCAGCUCUUAGUUCUGGUGCAAAACAUUGGCAUCAAGUCUUAGUAAAUUGCAAACCUCGGCAUGGAAGUGUGAGUUAAAAAUCAAAUCUUGCCACUUAGUGUACAAUAAAGUACUUUUGAACAGAAAGAAGACAAUGCUGCUGGCAUAGGAUGUGUUUCUUUUGAAGAAAAAAAAGAAGGAAACAAACACAAAACCUCAGUGCAGUGUACAAAUAACAUUUUGUUCAACUACCUCUUAAAAGUGGAAUUAGCUACUUUAAUAGUUUCCUUAUAGAAAUGUUAAAUAGUAACUGCCAAAUUUUGUUAUUUUCCCAUCUCUUUAAAAAGUGUUUAUGAUUAUUUUAUAUAGUUUUGAGAUCUUUAAAGUCACUUUUUUUUAACCUUACAUUUGCAUAAACAUUUAGCUUUUAAGUGGAAAGCAAAUUAUGAUCAUAUAUUUUGAUAUUCAUGACCUGUUUGACUAUAGCAGUUUUUUUUUAAAUGCACUUUGGCUAUAAAAUCGUGGAUGAUUUGAUCCAUGAGAUUUAAAUGCGCCAUCAAUUUACUAUUCCUAGACAUGAGCUUGAUGAAUGAUAUUCUGUAAUUAUAAUGUGCCACACAUUACCAUGUCUUAAUUGCCCUUUGCCUGAAUUUUAAUGAUCAAUUUGUUAUUGUUGCAGAUGUGAAUAUUGUGCAUACACUGACUAAAUUUAUGUGAAAUUGUAUAAAGUGGAAUUGGAGAUCACUAAGUCCUUUCUGUGUAGAAGUACUGAGCUUACUGUAACAUGAUGCAGUCGUUUGUAUGGGGUUCUGUACUGCCUUGAGCUGGGUCAUGUGCUCAUAGCAACUGUGUAUACUUUUGCAUGGAUAUUUUUUCAUUUCAUUUUUGGGUUCAUUAUUUGUAUUGUGUUUACUAUUUGUGAUCAUGUAGUUGUGCCUUACUUUGUGAGAGUUUAGCUCAGUAAAUACUGUAAUUUCUAAUCUCAAUGAUUAGAAGGUUAUUGAUUAUAAAUAUAACUGAUAAAUUACCUGACAGCAUUUAAAUCUGUAUAAAGAACAAUGGAAGGAUCCUUGUUGAAUUGUUUCUUUUGUUUUUUAAUAUGUUAAAGAUGAUAUUAAAACAUUUCUUUCUAGUA
This is a messenger RNA of Chinchilla lanigera (long-tailed chinchilla), 7745 nucleotides long. It is a transcript of the gene Eea1, whose product is annotated as early endosome antigen 1. Bases 28 to 4329 code for a protein of 1433 amino acids. Gene Ontology annotation, biological process: endocytosis. Gene Ontology annotation, cellular component: early endosome. Lineage: Eukaryota; Metazoa; Chordata; Mammalia; Rodentia; Chinchillidae. The record is from RefSeq and is a predicted model, not a curated record. Gene Ontology annotation, molecular function: 1-phosphatidylinositol binding; metal ion binding. The transcript is spliced from 29 exons.